Messenger RNA from Haemonchus placei, 405 nucleotides. The record is from the annotation of a GenBank genome assembly. NCBI's taxonomy places the organism in Eukaryota, Metazoa, Nematoda, Chromadorea, Rhabditida, Trichostrongylidae.
AUGGCAAGGAAAUUCUGCAGAGGAGCGGAAAAAGGUGCGGAGAAGGAAAAUAUGAGUGAUACGUUCGCUGAUAACAGUGUUAACAAGAGCCAGCAAGGAGUUAUAGUAAUUUUAGUAUUUCUACUGGAUCGAAUUUGCAAACCUAUUGAACAAGAGCAUAAAGAUUCAGAUUUGGACGUUUCAAAGCGGACCGACGUUUGUGACAUUCCUGUGAAUUUCAAGGCCAACAUGAGCGACAAUGAUAAAAUCAUAGAAAUCAUUUGUUGUAUCUUCAUACCGCCUCUGGCCAUCUAUUGGCAUUCGAAGGAUUGCGGUAUGCCAGUGCUUAUCGAUAUAAUCCUUUGCUUCCUGUUUUGGAUACCUGCCGUUAUUUACGCUGUGUGGUUUUGCUUUAUGCAACACUAA